UAGAAAGAAGAAAAUAUAGAAGAAAAACUUGAUACUUCACGCCGCAAAAAAAGAAAGAAGAGAAGUAAAAGAAUAAGAAUGUCUCUCUUUCCUGCUUAUUCGAACGAUAAAACUGAAUCAGCAAAUUGCGACGAUAUAGAUAAUAUUUCCUCCAAGUGGUUAUCAAAUUCAAGCUUCCAAACGCAAGUCCCUAAAAGGGAGCCUCCUGAUCCGUACUCCUCGUCGGAUGAGUCUUUACAUGAAUCUUCGCUUAAUGCGGAAAAACAAGUAAUACCCGAAACAAUUCCUCGGGAUACGAAGGUACAUGCAAGACAGAAAGCUGACAAAGAGCAAAAAGUGGAAAAGAAAAGACGUACACACGACAGUAAACGAUAUAAGCCAGAGCAUGAGCUGGAUGUCAAGAAUAUAUACUUUGAAGAUAGACGUAGAGAUAAGGGGAACAAUAACAUAAAUACGUUUUGCCCCAGAGCAAGGCCAUAUUACGAUGUUAGUGAAAAAUAUCUCGGUUACGUUAAGCGUAAACAAGCAAAAAAAGAUCCAUUUCACAGAUAUUACGUCAAAAAUAUUGAUUCUGUAGAAACAGCGAAGAAGAAGGAUACAGUUAUCAAGAAGACAAAUGAGAAGGAGACUUCGAUGAUACAAGACGAGGAAGCAAGUGUAUCUUCUUGGUGCAAGAACUUGGAAGAGGAACAAAAAUCUAAAACUCGAGAAUAUAAUGAACAACUAACAGAAAACCCACAUAAUAUUGAACUUUGGCUGCAAUACGUCAACUUUCAGGAUACUCUGGCCUAUUAUCAAAGACACCAAUUAGCUAAAGAUGUGCAUCAAUCUACAGUAUUGAAAAAGUUGUCGAUUGUUGAAAAAGCACUUGAGAAAAAUACAGAUUCUAAGGAAUUAUUAAAAUUAAAGCUACGUUUUAUGACAGAAUUAACACCAUCUGAUGAAUUAUCGAAUCAAUUGGAAGCAUUAGUUAAUAAAGAUUCAGGAAAUAUUAUAUUAUGGCAGCAUUUUAUCAUGGUCACUCAAGGUUCGGUGGCGAUGUGUACCGUACCAAGAGUGUUGGAUUUGUAUUCAAAGUGUUUCUGCGUUCUCAGACAGCGCGCCAGAACAAAUCCUUCUGUCUACGAUACACAGUUGCUGUAUAUGCUGUAUCAAUGUUUAACUUUCCUGAGGCAUACAGGAUUAUGGGAACAAAUGUGGGAAACAAUACGUUUAAAUCUGAAUUUGAAUCUGAAUUUGAACAGAACUAGUUUAUCCUUUCGAGGAUCUAUAGAUGAAAAAAAAUUAAUUGGAAUGGAAGAAAUGAUAUUAAUGUCGCGAUUACCACUAAAUCAACUAUGGCAAAGAACAGAGUCACUGAGAGAGAAUUGUCAUUGGAUUAGCGUUAGUAGAGACGAAUUGGAAUUGGUUGGAGAUUCUAGAAGAUUUAUUUUGCCAGAAGACGUAGCGGAUUUUAUACACCCAAUUCUUUCUCGUAAUUCAAACUUUCAAAUGGCCAUUUAUUCUCUUUUGUGCUUAAAAGUACCACUUCUGCCUUGUCGAGACUGCUACAUGAAAGAAUUAUCAUUGGAAAACUUUCAUUGGGGAAUAGAAUCUUUAGAAGUGCUGCUUCCAUUCAUGUACCCUAUGGUAGGUGAAAUGGCUGGUCAUGACCAAAGGAAGGAAUUAUUGAAGGAUGUUCUCGAAGGACGUUUAACGUCAGGUCCUCAAUAUCUCAAGUUCCAUCCGGCGCAGGAACCAUACUUAGAUUUUGUACGCAAGAUAUUUCAUACAAUCGCGGAAAGUCUGUCUUCGCUUCAACGGACAAGUAUAUAUGUCUGGUGGUUGCGAUUAGAAAGACUAUUGGUUUCUCUCAGCAAAGACGAGCCUUUAAAGCAUGAUAACAAAGGAAAGAAAUUAAGGGCAACAUUGAAGGAAUUUUUGAAAAAGAAUGAAAAUAGAAAUAACUUGUAUUUCUAUAAGGAAUAUGCCCUAAUAGAAUUGGAGAUGGGCAGAUUCAGUAACUGCAUGAACAUUCUUGAGACUGCCAUUCAGUCUCAAGGAACAUGUCCAUCUGCGAUUACUGAUAUGUGUGAAAGGGCAGCGCUUUUUAACGUAUAUAGAACGUUGAUCGAAACCUUGCUUGAUAUUAGAACAUAUAACGAGUCGCACAGACAAUGGAUACUAAAAGUCUUUGGUCAAAUGGUAUCUAGCAAAAACGAAAAUCAAGAAUCACUGAUUGAAGAGUAUUUACAUUCGUGUGUACAAGAUUUUCUGCAAGUCCCUUCUAAUGAGAAGGAAAAGGAUACCUUUUUUCUGUCGAACUUAGAAUGCGACGCGAUUGUAUGCUAUGCAUAUUUCCUGUAUAUUAAAGAUGACGAUAUUCAAACUGUUGUCAACAUAUUGAAGAGUUGUAUUGAUCACUCCAAAGAUUAUCCUUACUUGCAGGAAAUGUUGUACGAAAGUCAAAUUGCAAUCCUGCAAUUGCAUCAUGAACGGACUCAGAGUAUGCAGACUGUGUUAAAAGAAACUCUAAGCAAAACUUUAAAUAGAUAUCCGAAUAACUUUUAUGCUUUAUCUGUAUUUGCUGGCAUAGAGAGUGAAUUGCCGACCUGGAGAUUCAAUAGUAGAAGCACUGAAAUUGAACUGUGGCGUGCUAUAGCGAUGUGCUUGGCAGUUCGUAGACGUAUUGGUCUUCUAAUGAAACUUGAUCAUUCUGACGCAGUGAAUGCUGCACUGAAUAAGCUAUUAUCGUUUCAUCUAACACUUUCCAGGAUACCAUCGACCCAAUGUUGUCCAUUGCUAUGGAGACUGUAUAUGCUCCUUUUGCGCGAACAUAAUUUAUGUGAGAAAAAAGGAGAAGAGAUUUAUCAUGAGAGCGUCACACAGUGUCCAUGGGCAAGAAGCAUUUACAUAGACGCAGCUGAAGUAGCGCCUCAACUUCUCACUCAAAUUCAAGAUGUGAUACGCGAGAAAGAAUUAAGAAUGCACGUCACACCUGAGGAAUUAGAUAUUCUUCGUGGAUAAUUUUCUGACAUUCAUAGAAGAAGAUAUAAAACUGUACGAUAUGUUUCUUAAUUUACGUUUUAUUUUCUAUAGAAGUAUAUCUAAAUAUAAAUUCAUGUUACAUGCAGAUUAAAAAUACUUGAGAAUAGCAAGUAAAUGUAAAUAAGCCAUUUAUUUAUUUUGUAACGUAUGUAAAAUAAGAAAUGUAGUAAAAUAUGUAUGCAAUUUAAUUCAGCCUCAUAUUAUUUAAAAAAGUUCGAGAUAAAAUCCGCAUUAGUAGAAAUAGACAUUAUAGAAAUAAAUUUAAAUUCCUUAAAAUUAUAAAGUAGGUAUAUUAAUUUCUUUUCGUCAUCGAAUCACCCCUCCCGCAUUCCUAUACCUAUCCAUAUCCUUACCUACUCGAUUUUUAUCUAGUUUUUACCCGUUCUUACCUACCUACAUGAAUAAUAUUUCUACCUACCCGUGUCUUUGUCUGGUAUACCUAUAUAGUUACGAUCGCGAUUACCCGAAAUUAGAAAAGUACGCGCGAAUUUGGUUUUAAAUCGGAACUGUUUAGGAGUUUUAUGGGGAAUUUAAUUUACGCGGGGAAUUAAUUCGGAUUUAAUUGAGAUUUAAUUCGAGACGGCAUCUUUCCAUCUCUGAUUAAUCUUAGGCUUACUAUUACAUGUUAUUUUUUACAAAUUGAUUGGUGUACCACCAACCUACCUUGAUCCUAGAAAUGCUCUUUCUGCUGCCGGCUAAUCAUCGCCGGCAAUAAGCGUAAAGAUUUUACGCUUUUGU
Messenger RNA from Temnothorax curvispinosus, 3765 nucleotides. Its product is annotated as protein NRDE2 homolog. Gene Ontology annotation, cellular component: catalytic step 2 spliceosome. The coding region runs from base 79 to 3006 and encodes 975 amino acids. The transcript is spliced from 10 exons. NCBI's taxonomy places the organism in Eukaryota, Metazoa, Arthropoda, Insecta, Hymenoptera, Formicidae. The record is from RefSeq and is a predicted model, not a curated record. Gene Ontology annotation, molecular function: protein binding. Gene Ontology annotation, biological process: regulatory ncRNA-mediated post-transcriptional gene silencing; negative regulation of RNA catabolic process.